GAAUCCCUCCCCUACACUAGAAGCGCCGUUCGCCAAUUGAGCGCUCACAGGCUGCCGGGCUCUGGUGCGCGCACCCGCUCAGCACUCUUACUCCCCGGAGCGCGCUCCCGCUCCCUGACGCGCGCUCGCUCGCUCCGCGCUGUGUCUCUCGCGCCCGCUCGCUCAGUCAGUCAGAGGCUCCGUUAAGCGACGGCAGGUUCCUGUUUCCGUAUUUUCACCCCCCCUCCAGACCCGCAUCCGCGCGCCGACGCCUCCUGCAAGCCGGCACCCGCAGCAGGAGGGGAGCCGGCGGGCGGUGCUGCUGCUACUCGGGUCACUGUCUUUGUAAAAUUCAAGGAGAGAAGCAGAUACACGUGAUCCAGCUUCAAGUAGAAAAAAAUCUUCAUUACCUUCCAUAGACGAAAAAAGACACAGUUAAUUUCACUGACUGCUGGAUCAGAGGAAACAGUUAUUUCCCUAGAAGCCCAUCAUGCAACUGUUUCUACUUCCUACUGUCAUGGAGAAGAAUAUAAAACGAAGAAGCACGUGAUACUAAAGCUUUCUACGUACAACAUUAUAAGGAUCUCUCUCAAAGAAUUGCUGUAGGACUAACACUGAUUAUAAUUUGUCUUAAGCAUAAUGUGGUGAAACAGAGGAACAGAAGUUGUCCAUCUUUGUGGAGACUAAGGAAUUACAAUGUUUAUUUUGUGAGCUAAAACAGUUUUGCAGUGAACUGAGCAUAUGAAAAUGCGGCCAUGGACUGGUUCCUGGCGUUGGAUUAUGCUCAUCCUCUUUGCCUGGGGGACCUUGCUAUUUUAUAUAGGCGGACACUUGGUACGAGACAAUGAACACCCAGAUCACUCCAGCCGUGAACUAUCCAAGAUACUUGCAAAGCUUGAACGUUUAAAACAGCAAAAUGAAGACUUAAGGCGGAUGGCAGAGUCUCUCAGGGAAACAAGUUGGGGAGGACAAAGGGAGACUGGAGGAACUAAGUGACAAAUAAAAGGAAGAACAGAGAAGCAAUGAGAGGAGAGCAAUAUACAAGAAAGCUACAGAGAAAAUAUUUUUUACUGAAAUCAAUUAAAGUUGAACCAUGGAAGAUGUUUAUGUAGUUUAGAAAGGAUACCGGAUGGUCCCAUUGAUCAGGGGCCAGCUGCAGGAAGGGUACAUGCUUUAGAAGAGCAGCUUUUAAAGGCCAAAGAGCAGAUAGAAAACUAUAAAAAACGAACUGGAGAUGCAGGCAUGGGGAAAGACCAUGAAAUAUUGAGAAGAAGGAUUGAAAAUGGAGCCAAGGAACUUUGGUUUUUCCUUCAGAGUGAAUUGAAGAAGUUGAAAAAUUUGGAGGGAAGUGAACUCCAAAGACAUGUUGAUGAAUUUCUAUCUGAUCUGGGUCACCAGGAAAGGUCGAUAAUGACAGAUCUGUACUACCUCAGUCAAACAGAUGGAGCAGGUGAUUGGCGAGAAAAAGAAGCCAAAGAUCUGACAGAGCUGGUACAGAGGAGAAUAACAUAUCUUCAGAACCCCAAGGAUUGCAGCAAAGCCAAGAAACUUGUGUGUAAUAUCAACAAAGGCUGUGGCUAUGGCUGUCAACUUCAUCAUGUUGUCUACUGCUUCAUGAUUGCAUAUGGAACACAACGAACACUCAUUUUGGAGUCUCAGAAUUGGCGCUAUGCUACUGGUGGCUGGGAGACUGUCUUUAGACCUGUAAGUGAGACGUGCACAGACAGAUCAGGCACUACCACUGGACACUGGUCAGGUGAAGCAAAUGAUAAGAAUGUUCAGGUGGUGGAACUUCCCAUUGUUGACAGCCUACACCCACGACCACCUUAUUUGCCAUUGGCUGUCCCAGAAGACCUGGCUGAUAGACUAAUUCGUGUCCAUGGGGAUCCUGCGGUGUGGUGGGUCUCGCAGUUUGUCAAAUAUUUGAUUCGCCCACAGCCAUGGCUAGAAAAGGAAAUCGAAGAAGCAACAAGGAAACUUGGUUUCAAACAUCCAGUUAUUGGUGUUCACGUCCGAAGGACAGACAAAGUGGGAACAGAGGCAGCAUUUCAUCCCAUUGAAGAGUACAUGGUACAUGUUGAAGAACGUUUCCAGCUUCUUGCCCGCAGAAUGCAUAUAGACAAAAAACGGGUUUAUUUGGCUACCGAUGACCCUUCGCUACUACAAGAGGCAAAAUCUAAAUAUCCAAAUUAUGAAUUUAUCAGUGAUAACUCCAUAUCUUGGUCAGCUGGACUUCAUAAUCGAUACACUGAAAACUCACUGCGGGGUGUUAUUCUGGAUAUCCACUUUCUGUCUCAGGCAGACUUCCUGGUCUGUACGUUUUCGUCACAGGUUUGUCGAGUUGCCUAUGAAAUCAUGCAGACUUUGCAUCCAGAUGCUUCAGCAUAUUUCCACUCUUUGGAUGAUAUCUACUAUUUUGGAGGACAGAAUGCGCACAACCAGAUUGCCAUUUAUGCCCAUCAUCCACGAACUGCUGAUGAAAUCCCCAUGGAACCUGAAGAUAUAAUUGGUGUGGCUGGAAACCACUGGGAUGGUUACUCUAAAGGCAUCAAUAGGAAAUUAGGGAGAACAGGCCUAUACCCAUCUUACAAAGUAAAGGAGAAAAUCGAGACAGUCAAGUACCCUACAUACCCAGAGGCUGACAAAUAGAACAAAAGGAGGGUUGUCACUCACUCAAUUCUAAUCGGUUCGAACCAACCAACAUACAGAAGGCUUAUAUGGGAUUUGAAUUUGCAUUUUAACAUGUAGUUAAAAUGAAAGCCUUCAGCAUUCAGACUGAAUAAGAAGCUUGGAGCAAAUGGACAGGUCAUUAUUUGAACUUUGUGUUGAACUUUUUUUUUUGUUGUAUGCACUCUCACACAUGCGCGUGCACACAUCCUCCCAGGAAAACUGUUAUUUUAUACUAUUUGUCUCUUUCAAGAUUUGUCCCUGUCAUUAGUCAUGUGUGAGCUUUGUGCUCUCCUCUUUGCCAUUAAUUGACUAUAAUACUCAGACUUAUAACACUGCCAUAUUGUGUAAUUUGAGUGACAUGAACAUAUUUUGUAUGUGCGGAAUUUACAACAUGGUGCCUAUAUUUGAAAGAUCUGUGACCUUUUCAGAAGAGCCAUGCCCAGUUCCACUGAUAGGCAAGAGUUGAUCUUUAACUGGUCUUGUCACGAGUGGCGAACUUGCUCCAAUCAACAGGUUCAAAAAUCAGACUAGAUCUUUUUUCUUUACAAGAUUCUUUUAAAAGAAACAAUUCCAUUGAUUAGUUCACCUCAUCAAUAAUAAAGGAUACAUCCAAACAAUAAAAUAUUCACUGUCUGUUAGGAACUUUUGUAAACAAUGCCAUGAACAGAUUCUUUAGUACUGUAUGUUUCUGGACAUUGUCUUUGAUAACAAAAAAUAAAUUUAAAAAACGA
Messenger RNA from Chelonia mydas (Green sea turtle), 3380 nucleotides. RefSeq names its product fucosyltransferase 8 (gene FUT8). Gene Ontology annotation, molecular function: protein binding; glycoprotein 6-alpha-L-fucosyltransferase activity. The transcript is spliced from 13 exons. Bases 1222 to 2628 code for a protein of 468 amino acids. Gene Ontology annotation, biological process: protein N-linked glycosylation. Gene Ontology annotation, cellular component: Golgi cisterna membrane. The record is from RefSeq and is a predicted model, not a curated record. Lineage: Eukaryota; Metazoa; Chordata; Testudines; Cheloniidae.